Messenger RNA from Indicator indicator, 884 nucleotides. It is a transcript of the gene CAPZA1, whose product is annotated as capping actin protein of muscle Z-line subunit alpha 1. Lineage: Eukaryota; Metazoa; Chordata; Aves; Piciformes; Indicatoridae. Gene Ontology annotation, molecular function: actin filament binding. The record is from RefSeq and is a predicted model, not a curated record. Gene Ontology annotation, biological process: actin cytoskeleton organization; barbed-end actin filament capping. Gene Ontology annotation, cellular component: F-actin capping protein complex; actin cortical patch. The transcript is spliced from 10 exons. Bases 1 to 861 code for a protein of 286 amino acids.
AUGGCUGACUUCGAGGAGCGGGUGUCGGAUGAAGAGAAGGUGCGUAUAGCUGCAAAAUUCAUCACUCAUGCCCCCCCUGGAGAGUUCAACGAGGUGUUCAAUGAUGUCCGGUUACUGCUCAACAAUGACAAUCUUCUCAGGGAAGGAGCAGCACAUGCUUUUGCACAGUACAACAUGGAUCAGUUCACUCCAGUGAAGAUAGAAGGGUAUGAUGAUCAGGUCUUAAUCACAGAACAUGGUGAUCUGGGCAAUGGCAGAUUUUUAGACCCAAGAAACAAACUUUCUUUCAAGUUUGAUCACUUAAGAAAAGAAGCAAGUGACCCCCAGCCCGAGGACACGGAGUCAGCCUUGAAGCAGUGGAGAGAUGCCUGUGACAGUGCCCUCAGGGCUUAUGUGAAGGAUCAUUACCCCAAUGGCUUCUGCACUGUUUAUGGUAAAUCUAUAGAUGGGCAGCAGACAAUUAUUGCCUGUAUUGAGAGCCACCAGUUCCAGCCCAAAAACUUCUGGAAUGGCCGUUGGAGAUCAGAAUGGAAGUUUACCAUCACACCACCCACAGCUCAAGUGGCUGCAGUGCUCAAAAUCCAGGUUCAUUAUUAUGAAGAUGGCAACGUUCAGCUGGUCAGUCAUAAAGACAUCCAGGACUCUGUACAGGUCUCAAGUGAUGUCCAGACAGCUAAGGAAUUUAUUAAGAUCAUAGAAAAUGCAGAAAAUGAGUACCAGACAGCCAUCAGUGAGAACUACCAGACCAUGUCAGACACCACCUUCAAAGCCUUACGCCGGCAGCUGCCUGUCACCCGCACCAAGAUUGAUUGGAACAAAAUCCUCAGCUACAAGAUUGGCAAGGAAAUGCAGAAUGCUUAGCAUGGGGAUGAGGAUGAGGAGAC